Molecule: messenger RNA, 1302 nt
Organism: Stereum hirsutum FP-91666 SS1
Lineage: Eukaryota; Fungi; Basidiomycota; Agaricomycetes; Russulales; Stereaceae
Exons: 7
Coding region: 1-1302 (433 amino acids)
Source: RefSeq, a predicted model, not a curated record
AUGAACAACCUCCCUCUGGGCCCUUACCCUCCUGGCCCUAGCCAAUAUCAGCUUCCGGCCUAUGGCAUGCAACUCCAGCCUCCGACUAUGGCCUCUUAUCAGCAUACCCCGUCUCUUCAUUCGAUGAACUCUCCAUACUCGACUCCAGGACCAAACGGCCCACCCUCCAUUUCCUCAUCUCCAGAGCCCUUCUCUACUUCGUCGACUCUCGCCGAAGACCAACAGACCCAGGCCACCUCGACCUCACUUGGUACCUCCAUCGUGAACCAGACAGCCAGUACGGACAGUACCACGGACGAGGAGCACCUUGUCAUUUCUACGCUCUACGUCGACAAUCUCGCAAAGUCCUUCAGCCUCGACAAUCCUUUUCGUAACCACCUUCAGGACUUCGUCAGGCUUGCCUCCUUGCCCGACCAGUUUGGCAACCAGCUCAGUAAGGCAGACGUAGCAACCCGUCUCUAUACGCUCGCCGUUGUCUUAGGUGACAUCCUCGAGCGUAAGCGCCAGGCAGAGGCGAAUCAACAAGGGUUUGCGAAUGUCAAGGCCCUCUAUGCCGACCUGCAGCGUAGGUUGGAGAGCACGUUCAACUUCAAUGACGAGCAGUCUAAAAACUUGCGCAAGCUUGCAAAGGACCUUAUCUUCGAGGCCGAAAGGGCAUCAGUAAAGACACUGAAUCAUGAUGUGAAUCGAUACGCAAAGGCGAAUAGCGGCGAUAUGCAGCUAGACAAUGUUUAUGGUGUUCCUAGCCGCGAGACUGCGCUCAGUUCACACAUCCGCCGAAUCUGCUCAAGCGUGAGGAACGCCUUCCGUGUUGACCUGCAACAGAGUCUUUUCAGCAGAGACCCAAAGAAUCAACGGAACCUCGCGGGCUUUACUUAUUAUAUGGCCGAGAGGUACAAACGGGGUGGAGCGACUGAAGGCCUUGACCUUAAGUACACUUUGCGCAUUGCAUUGAUGCGUCGAUUUGCCAUGGAGCAUGCCGAUCUUCUCAACAUAUCCGAGAGUGACAGUUCCAAUCCUGGAGAUGGAGAACCCAGUCGCAAGCGCGCUCGAGGAGGAGGCAAGGUGCCGGAAGCAAAGGAUUUCUGGGCCCAGUUCGACAAGUGGUACGGUGCAAAGCUCGCUGCCUGGGGUAGCGAUCUGACAUCCUCUUCGUGGAAGGAGUAUAUCGACGAGACGAUUGCUCGCGAUAACUCUCUUUAUGACCCGGAGACCAAGGCCAAGCUUGCCGCCCAGUCGUCAGCUUCCAGCUCUAGCGGUUUCAACGGUGCCGGAUCGCGCAAUAUCCUCACUGGUCUUUAA